This is a messenger RNA of Marmota flaviventris (yellow-bellied marmot), 1212 nucleotides long. The record is from RefSeq and is a predicted model, not a curated record. NCBI's taxonomy places the organism in Eukaryota, Metazoa, Chordata, Mammalia, Rodentia, Sciuridae.
GUUCCUGAAGGGGAUCCGCCGCCAUCUCAGGUCUCUCAGCUUUGCCUGGGCCCAUCGGAGAAAACUGUCGCUCGGGUCCUAUAACACUUAUGGGGGACCAACCUUGUGCCUCCGGGAGAUCCACACUCCCACCCGGGAACACGCGGGAAGCCAAGCCUCCCAAAAAGCGCUGCCUUCUCGCUCCGCGGUGGGAUUAUCCGGAAGGAACUCCCAACGGCGGUAGUACCGAUCUUCCCUCCGCUCCUCCUCCCGCAUCUGCCGGCCUGAAGUCGCACCCUCUUCCUCCGGAGAAGUAGUGAAAUAUACAUUUCCCACCCGAAACCAGUCUUUGAAGGAUUGCAGUAUGACUCCAUUUCCUUGGUGCAUUCGUAAAAUAGUUCACCCAAUGAAGACAAUGAAGAUUAUUUACACUGCUACCCUGCUUUUUCUGAUGUUCUGCACCUGGCAGUUGUGAUUUCCAAGCUCUAGGGGAGAAUCUGUAUCCUGCCUAUUCAGUUGUCGGCAGAUCCCAGUUCCUUGCAACUAUAGAUCCGGAUGCUGUUUCUUUGCUGGUUGUCAGCUGAGGGCUGUUCCUGUCUUCUAGAGGCCACCUGCAUUCCUUGGUUUAUGGACCCUUUUCACCAUCUUCAAAGCCAACUAUAACAGAUAUACAUGACUGUAGAGUGUAUUUUGACAUAUCAUAUAUACAUGGAGUUGACAACUUGAUUUUAAUCAAGACCUGGAGAAGAGAUAGUCUGCAAUCAAGCUGGAAAGGACCUUACCAAGUGCUCCUGAUCACUGGGAUGGCUAUCUGAACUGCUAAAAAGGGGAAAACUUAUUACCAGGUGUGAUUUCCAACUCUAAAAGUUUAUGUCCAGGAUAGAUGACAAUACUUUUGGUGCAAUGAAAAUGAAACCAAAAGGUAUAAAAAGAAAAACGGGAUUUGUGAGAAAUAGUCUGGUGGUUCAUUUUCCAAAUGUACUAUUUAGCCUUAAUUGGAUUCAAUUGUAGACUUCCCUUUUGUCUGCCCUAAUUCUAUUAUUAGCUAAUCAAGUAGAUUGUACCUUUGAAUUCUUCCUAUCAGGAUUGAGAGGCAGUACCUGAUUGGGGAUAAAUGUUAGUGGACUGCCCACCCAGGUGUGCUUGCUUGUAGGAUUCCCUUUGAGAGCGCACCAUUCUGCAGAAAUCACUUUGCCUGAUCUACCCACUUUUGAUCAUGUGUUUGUUUUCUUA